Messenger RNA from Rotaria sordida, 612 nucleotides. NCBI's taxonomy places the organism in Eukaryota, Metazoa, Rotifera, Eurotatoria, Philodinida, Philodinidae. The record is from the annotation of a GenBank genome assembly.
AUGCUUUUUCUGAUCGGUUUUGCAUGGCAUGUAGCAGCUAGUUUUGCAUUUCUUCUUGCUAUUCUAACACCAAAUUGGGCAACAUAUCAAGUGGCUACAUCAUUAGGAAAUAUAACUAUUCAAGAUGGAAUUUUUUAUGUAUGUGAAUACAUUUUAACAACUAGUAUUUACGAAGCAACACGAUGUGUAUCAAUAAUUGAUAUUGAUCCAUCAAAUAAUACAUUAGAAAUAUUGAAAUAUCCACUUAGUAUGGCAUCAGCAGCACUUGCUAUUAGUUGUGCUGGACUUAGUAUUAUUGCUUUAUGGUUAUCUGGCAUUUAUUUUAAUCGUCGUACAAGAGAUAAAUAUACACAAUGUUUUUUAAUAUCUGUUUCUAUUGCAGUGUUGGUUUCUUUUUUAACAUCAAUUGCCGUUUGGAUUUUAGUCAUAUCAGAAGUUCUUGCACUUGGUCAAAGAGCUGAACGUUCAGUAUUCAGAUGGCCAAUGUGGUUAGCAGUUGGUGCAUCGGGUGGCUAUCUUAUGGCAUUUAUAACAAUGAUUUUAUCAUUUUGUAGUGGACUAAUCUGUCGACGUAAGAGAGGUAGCAAAUAUCAUGCUGAAACUCAGUUUUAA